Cylicocyclus nassatus is the source of this 3027-nucleotide messenger RNA. NCBI's taxonomy places the organism in Eukaryota, Metazoa, Nematoda, Chromadorea, Rhabditida, Strongylidae. The record is from the annotation of a GenBank genome assembly.
AGAGCUCUGCAAAGUUUAUGUUGUUACGGCAGUGGAUAUGGCUGGUUCUGUUCUCUUGCUGUUCGACAAUCGAAUUCAACGACGAGAUGAUGACCAAGUAUCGUGAAAAGGUACGAGAUAUGUUUUAUCAUGCAUACAAUGGCUAUCUCAACCAUGCCUUUCCGCUUGAUGAGCUGAUGCCGAUCACUUGCAAAGGUCAGGACACUUGGGGUUCAUUUUCACUUUCUCUAGUCGAUGCUUUGGAUACUCUGAUUGUUAUGGGUAAUACAACAGAGUUUAAGCGAGCUGUUGAUCUCGUAUUGAAGUCGGUGAGGACCGACGCAAAUGUCAAUGUAUCUGUUUUUGAAACGAAUAUCCGAGUUGUAGGAGGGCUACUUUCAGCCCAUAUGCUUAGCGGCAGAGUUGAAGGCAUGGUGUUGGAAGAUGGUUGGCCAUGUUCGGGGCCGUUAUUAAGGCUGGCGGAAGCCAUGGCGGCCAGAUUAUUACCAGCCUUCAAUACAGAAACUGGCAUGCCUUAUGGAACUGUGAAUCUCAAAUAUGGCGUACCAAAACGUGAAACACCUAUCACUUGUACUGCGGGAGUUUCGACUUUUAUUGUUGAGUUUGGAACGCUGUCCCGACUCACUGGUGAUCCGCAGUUUGAAAGAGUGGCGCUUCGAGCUUUGGAAGCUCUUUGGCGCACUCGAUCUUCCAUAGGGCUUGUAGGCAAUCAUAUCAAUGUUCGCACAGGGCAGUGGACGGCUACGGAUACUGGUAUAGGUGCUGGAGUGGAUUCUUAUUUUGAAUACCUCGUAAAAGGUGCUCUUCUUUUGCAGCGGCCUGCAUUGAUGGAGCAGUUCAGAGAGUAUCAAGCUGCCAUCAAUCGUUAUGUUCGUAAAGGAGAUUGGUUCUUGUGGGUGAAUAUGCACAAGGCCAGUGUUUCUUUGCCUAUUUUCCAGUCGCUGGAGGCCUUUUAUCCUGGAUUACUGACCAUGAUCGGAGAAGUAGAAGAUGCUGCGAGAAUCAUGCUACAAUAUUCUCAAGUUGUUCGGCAGUACGGUUUUCCGCCUGAGUUCUACAACAUUCAGAAUUCUGUAUCAGAGAAGCGCACAGCCUUUCCACUGCGACCUGAGGUUGCGGAGAGUUUGAUGUAUCUAUACAGAGCAACGCAAGAUCCCCAUUAUCUGGAACUUGGAGCCCAGCUGGUGGAUGCUAUCGAACAUAGUGCGAAAACCCCUUGUGGCUACGCGACCAUCAACAAUGUCAAUGACCAUUCCAUCGAAGACAGAAUGGAGUCGUUUUUCCUCGCGGAAACCACGAAAUAUCUAUAUCUAUUGUUUGAUCCCGACAAUUUCCUUCAUAAUGAUGGUAUUGAUGCUCGAAUUGUGGACACUCCGAAUGGAGAGUGUGUCAUUGACGCUGGCGGCUACAUAUUCAACACUGAAGCUCAUCCUAUUGACCCUGGAAUCGUACAUUGUUGCUCGGCGCAACGACAAGCCGAAAGAGAGGCUGUACAAAACUGGGAGGAUCAAUUCGAUCUGUUGUCCAUAUUGGACCAUCGCGAGACUGUCGAGUCUCAUGAUCUUCAGAAAGAAACACUGCCCGAAUUCUUAGCAGGGUUGAAGGAAAUCCGUGAAGAUCCUGCCUUUUUCGAAAAUAAGCGAAGGGAAGUGCCUGGGUCUGAAGAUAUCGAGUAUGAAAUCGACGAAUCUUUCCUGGAGAACAAAACUAGCCCAGCUGAAUCGCAUGCAGUUAAGAAAGCUGAAGAUACUAAAGUGCAAGAUGAAAAGAAUGUCGAAGAACAGAAAUCGGAGGUGUUGGGUGCUAGUUCCGAAACAGAAAUUGAAGAAGGGUCUUCAGAAGUAGAAGAAACUCCAGAAACGGAGAAGGAAACUCCAGAAGUGAAAGAAAAAACUACAGAAGCGGAAAAGAGAACUGAAGUGAUAGAGGAAGCCUCAGGAGCGGAAGAGACAGUUCCAGAAGCGCCUUCGGGAGCGAAACAAGUAGAGGAUGUUAAAACUUCUACUAAAAUGGAAGAUGAUACAAAGGGUGGAGGGGUUUCACCUCCGAAGGAUUACCAAGAUGAUGAGCAAACUAGUAAUGAAGAUACUGCUAGUGUUGACAAAGCCACUGAAACCUCUGGAAAAGAAGAAGAAUCACAGAUCCCAGCUCCAUUAAUAGUGUCGAACCAUCAACAAACUUCCGAAAAGCCGCCUAAACCACCACUGCCUCCUUUUGUAGCUUCUAUAGGUGCAACUAGAGCGUGGAAGAUGAAGAUGAAUCAGAAGGAUAUACUGAAAAAGGUCCGAGCGUUAAUACACCAAGCACGACUUCACGAUGAAGAAAAACACGAACAAGGAGAAGCAUCCGACUCCGCCGAUAGACUCGUCGAGACCAUGGGUCCUUUCAAAGAGUUAUUGAAAAUGCUGCCAGCUGGCCGUAUGUUAACAAUUGGUGGUGACUUGAUCAAGGAAGCUAAAGAACUGGAUGACGAGUUUUUCGAAGAGAUGAAAUUCCGAGCAGAAAUGAAGAAUUAUGUCGCUACACUUCCGGUGGUGGCGGCUCUUUGCAAGAAUUGUUGCUAUCCGCCAGAGGAACUUGGUCACAGUGCAGUCUAUCGGGUUUGGAUAAGUGCAAUAUACAAAAACUACAUCUAUCCGAAACGAGAGAUCAGUUAUGAGAUCGGUCCACUAUGCUGGCCCCAUGAAGAACCACGAGUUGAAGAUAACUAUAGGAAUAUAGCACCCGAAGUAUCGUCGGACACCUAUAUCCCUGGCGAUGUGCCCAUGGAAGUGUUCUUCAACCUUCGCUCACUGACCAACUUUGAGAUAAGCGACGUUACGGAUUACAAAUUCGAGCAGUUACUGACUCCUCCAUUAGGAUUUAGCUACAAGUUCAUCGGUGCUGGGCAAGUUUCAUUGCCAUUCAACCAGACAUGGAGUUCUCAUUGAUGAGAACGUAGCAGUUUUCUCGUCCAAUCUAGCUCAUCCCAGAUAAUUGUUUAGUAUUGUUGGAUUCAUUUUGUCAGCUUGAGCACAUUUAUCACAG